Gorilla gorilla gorilla (western lowland gorilla) is the source of this 1297-nucleotide messenger RNA. RefSeq names its product retinol binding protein 1 (gene RBP1). Gene Ontology annotation, molecular function: lipid binding. The transcript has 4 exons. The record is from RefSeq and is a predicted model, not a curated record. NCBI's taxonomy places the organism in Eukaryota, Metazoa, Chordata, Mammalia, Primates, Hominidae. Gene Ontology annotation, biological process: vitamin A metabolic process; retinoic acid biosynthetic process. Gene Ontology annotation, cellular component: cytosol. The coding region runs from base 507 to 1100 and encodes 197 amino acids.
CGCGUUGCCCAGGCUGGUGUCGAAUUCCUGACCUCAGGUGAUCCGCCCGCCUCGGCCUCCCAAAGUGCUGGGAUUACAGGCGUGAGCCGCCGUGCCCGGCAUCCUUUCUUUUAUUUUCGGGAGAGACGUGGAAAGUGCCCCAAUUUUCUCGCCCGUAGUUGAACCUCCCAGCUUUCCUGACCCCAGCCACCACCGGCGCGAGGCUUUAGACAAAGGCCUGUAAGUGGCCUCUUUCCUUAAUCACGCCAGCACAAACCCCAGGAGAUUGUUUCCCAACUCCCGAGUGGCUGCUGAGUGUGAGAAGUUCAUGGCGUUUGAAGGAAAUCCCCAGGAGCCGAAGAGUUCGGCCAACAAAGCAAACGUCCCGUCUCCCGUCUCCUCUUCCUUUGUAGGGGAAACGAACUGAACGUCUGAAACGAAGGUGGUGCGGCCUGGACAAACCUGACCCUUCGACAUCCCCCGCCCCUGCGCCCGCCCUCGCUAAGCGGGGAGGAGCGACCGCUACAAUGGAUCCUCCCGCAGGCUUUGUGCGCGCUCGGAAUCCAGCUGUCGCCGCCCCGCAGAGCCCCCUGUCCCCGGAGGGCGCUCAUUUCCGGGCCGCCCACCACCCGCGUAGCACCGGCAGCCGCUGUCCCGGCAGUCUCCAGCCGUCCCGCCCGCUCGUGGCCAACUGGCUCCAGUCACUCCCCGAAAUGCCAGUCGACUUCACUGGGUACUGGAAGAUGUUGGUCAACGAGAAUUUCGAGGAGUACCUGCGCGCGCUCGACGUCAAUGUGGCCUUGCGCAAAAUCGCCAACUUGCUGAAGCCAGACAAAGAGAUCGUGCAGGACGGUGACCAUAUGAUCAUCCGCACGCUGAGCACUUUUAGGAACUACAUCAUGGACUUCCAGGUUGGGAAGGAGUUUGAGGAGGAUCUGACAGGCAUAGAUGACCGCAAGUGCAUGACAACAGUGAGCUGGGACGGAGACAAGCUCCAGUGUGUGCAGAAGGGCGAGAAGGAGGGGCGUGGCUGGACCCAGUGGAUCGAGGGUGAUGAGCUGCACCUGGAGAUGAGAGUGGAAGGUGUGGUCUGCAAGCAAGUAUUCAAGAAGGUGCAGUGAGGCCCAGGCAGACAACCUUGUCCCAAGGAAUCAGCAGUGUGGAUGUGUGGGCCAGGAUCCCCCUCUUUGCACAGCAUGAGGCAAAAAUGUCCAGCCACCCCCAGGCAUCUGUUAGCAGAGUCUGUCUCUUGGCUUUGUCACUUUUCCUUUUCUUAAAACAAAGCCAUGCCAAUAAAGUGAUCUGUGUUCAAAACGUC